Molecule: messenger RNA, 2278 nt
Organism: Xenopus tropicalis (tropical clawed frog)
Lineage: Eukaryota; Metazoa; Chordata; Amphibia; Anura; Pipidae
Gene: plekha8
Product: pleckstrin homology domain containing A8
Exons: 14
Coding region: 34-1548 (504 amino acids)
Biological process (GO): intermembrane lipid transfer; ceramide 1-phosphate transport
Cellular component (GO): Golgi apparatus; cytoplasm
Molecular function (GO): lipid transfer activity
Source: RefSeq, a predicted model, not a curated record
UUCUGUCAGUCAGUAAUAGGCACCUUCACUUUAAUGCCUCAGCUCGGAGUUUGCGAAGCAGCCGAGGGUGGCACGCCCAGCAGAAUGGAAGGGACACUGUACAAGUGGACAAAUUACAUUAGCGGUUGGCAGCCCCGGUGGUUUCUGCUUUGCGGAGGGAUAUUAUCAUAUUAUGACUCCCGGGAGGAUGCUUGGAAAGGCUGCAAAGGAAGCAUCCAAAUGGCAGUGUGUGAAAUUCAAGUUCAUUCCACAGAUAACACACGCAUGGAUUUAGCUAUUCCAGGAGAGCAGUAUUUUUAUCUGAAAGCUAGGACAGCAGGAGAGAGACAGCGGUGGCUUGUUGCCCUGGGCUCAGCCAAAGCCUGCAUUACUGACAUCAGAACAAAAAAAGAAAAAGAAUUUAGUGACAAUACAGAAGAACUGAAAACAAAGAUGUCAGAAUUAAGACUGUACUGCGAUAUCUUGGUUCAACAAGUGAACAAAACAAAAGAAAUGCCUGUCAGUUGUACAUCAGAACCACAGGACGAAAUUGACAUGGGAACGCUCCUAAAAUCGACUUGCAAUACUUUCCUGAAAACCCUUGAAGAGUGUAUGAAGAUUGCAAAUGCAACCUUUACAUCUCAACUAAUACAUGCCACACCACCAGGAUCACCUCACCUCUCCAUUCUCAGACCCAGCAAGGUGCGCCAUUCUACAUCUGCAGGCCAUAUUUCAGCACAAAGAAAGCUGGAAAUAGACAACAAUCUUGAAAAUGGUUCUAUAAAGGAAGAGGCAAAUCAUUUUGAUGCACCUGUCACUGAGCAUACAGAAAGGCUGUUUGUAGAAAUACCAGAAUCUGUGCUUGUGGAUUCUGCAGAUAAUGGCAGCGAGCGUACACCUGAUGACAAUUCACAGCACAGUGACAACAAUUCCAAUAAUGAGCUUCCAGAUGCUGAAGUUGAUGAGCAGACAGAGGUACCUGUAGCAAGAAAUGGCUUACAGCAGGAUGAAGGAGGUGGAGAUGAAGAUGAAGGAGGAGGUGCUGAAGCUGAUGAAAAUGUUAAAACAUUUUUCAGUACAAUGACUCACAGGUUCAAUGAUAUAAAUUUGGAAGAUGGAGAAGGCAUUCCAACAGAGAGGUUUCUAGACUCUUGUUAUGCAAUUGUUCCUGUUCUCGACAAGCUUGGAUCCACUGUGUUUGCACCUGUCAAAAUGGACUUUGUUGGGAAUAUUAAGAAAAUAAAUCAGAAAUACAUCACUAGUAAGGAAGAGUUCACAACCCUUCAAAAGAUUGUUCUUCAUGAAGUGAAUGCAAAUGUGACACAAGUAAGAAACUCUGCAACUGAGGCCCUCUUGUGGUUAAAACGAGGUUUAAAGUUUCUAUAUGAAUUUCUGUCUGAGGUGAGAAAUGGUGAAAAGAAUAUUCAAACAGCUUUAAGUAAUGCAUAUGGUAAAACAUUACGUCAGUAUCAUGGCUGGGUCGUACGAGGAGUGUUUGCGUUUACAACACCAUUAAGGUACAUAUCCAUGUGGCGCUACAGAACUUUAGAAUCUGUCCAACUGAAGUAGCAGUCAUCGGCUCAACUGGACGUUUUUGUGGCAACAACCCAAAUGGUUUUAUCUGCAGCUCAUUGGGAUUGGACACAGUUUAAUUCUUUAAACAAAAUAAUUAAACCAACUGCCACAUUUUAUGUCCACAUUGCCUGCAAAGCUAUUAUUUUUCUCUCAGCAGAUGGAUACUGCACAAUGUCCCAUUUACACUAUCCCAGUCUUCUGGAAUCCCUCUGCCCACACUACCUGUACCAAAGGAUCACAUAUAUUUGACAUGGAACUAGGGUGACCAGAUCAUUCGAAAAUUCAGGGACAUGUCUAAUUAAUACAUGUUGCACAGCAGCACUGAUUGCAUUUAAGGUUAAUUGCAAUCAGUUCAGCCCCGAUAACUGGAUUUUCUAGAUGUGUCUCUAUUUUUUCAGGUGAUCUGGUCACCGUACAUGGGCACAUUGUGUUACAUAAAUGCAGGAAAAGUUUGCGUUGUUACUGAUUGUAAACAGAAUCUGUCUAUUUUAUCCAGUUAGAUAUUUAUGGUGCUUCAAUUUGAAAUUGAAACCUUAAGAUAUUGUUUGUUUGUUUUUAAGCUGAACGGAAUGUUUUUAUUGUAUGAAUGAAUGUAUAUCACUACAUGUCACAAAUUAAUUUAUUGAUGUGAACAGUGUUUGGCUGCAAAUCAGUUAUGUUAAAUGUUCCCUCUGUGCGAUAAAGCUAGGGCAUCCAAUAAAAUUACACAGACUUCCCAAAAGAA